Diaporthe citri is the source of this 1221-nucleotide messenger RNA. RefSeq lists its product as uncharacterized. The transcript is spliced from 2 exons. The coding region runs from base 1 to 1221 and encodes 406 amino acids. Lineage: Eukaryota; Fungi; Ascomycota; Sordariomycetes; Diaporthales; Diaporthaceae. The record is from RefSeq and is a predicted model, not a curated record. Gene Ontology annotation, molecular function: monooxygenase activity; iron ion binding; oxidoreductase activity, acting on paired donors, with incorporation or reduction of molecular oxygen.
AUGCCCGAGGUCCCUGGUCUGCCUGACACAGGACCGUUUCAGAGAUUCUCAGGUUAUUCAGUGGGCCUGAAGGUCUACUUGUUUACAGCUUUUCCCAUCAUCUUCUUCAUACUUCACCUUCGAGCAACCAGACUCCGAGUCAUUCCAGAGGGGAUACCGUGGGUUGGUCUACGCCAUGAAUGGUUCUCAAGGACGAGAGCAAACAUUCGAGAGUUCUUGAACUCGAAAUUGAAUGUCGAAGAGGGCUACCAAAAGUAUGGCAAGCACGGAAAACCGUACAUCACGCCAAACCUGACUUUCAAAGCAGAGGUCAUGCUGCCACCCUCGUACAUGCCAUGGCUGCUUGCACAACCAGAUUCGGUCCUCUCCAUUCACAAGGUGCUCCUCGCCGAUGUCGAGUUCGAAUAUACGUCCCCGCGAAGCUGGAAGUUUGUGCGGCCGUUUCACAACGAGGCGCUGAACAAAAUGAAUUUGGAUUCCAUGACUGGCGCUAUGAUCGAAGAGAUAUCAGAGUCCGUCGAGGAGUAUUUCGGUAGUGUUCCUGGAAAAUGGACUCGUGUGGGCGUGCAGGCGUCCAUGUCGGCCAUCCUGACCCGCAUCACGAACCGAGUCUUCAUGGGCAAGGAGGUCGCCCAUGACCAGGACUACUCUUACUACUCGACCAACUUCGUCAACAAAAUCGGGCAAUGCGCUACAAUAAUCGCAUACCUCAUCCCCGCCAUGCUCAAGCCCGCCCUCGGGCCCCUCGUCGCCCUGCCAGCCCGCUACUACGACCACCGCUGCUCGCGGUACCUCGUGCCGCUGAUACAGAAGCACCUGGACGAGGCAACAGCAGCAAAGGACGCGACCCACGAGGAGCUCAACCAAGAUAUGCUGCAGCUGAUGGCGCGCUUCGCAGCCAAGAGCAACAAUCCGCUAGACCACGACCCGCGGUCCCUGAGCGCGCGCCUCCUGGCACUCAACUUCGUUGGAAUCCACACCAGCAGCGCGGCAGCCAUGAGCGCCCUCGUCAACAUCCUGUGCGCCGGGCCGGAGGUCCUCGCCGCGCUGCGACGCGAGGCCUCGUCCGUGCUGCGCGGCAGCGGGGGCGUCUGGGACAAGGCGGCCGUCGGCAGGCUCGCGCUCAUGGACAGCACCCUGAGGGAGUCGCUGCGCUUCAGCGCCUUGAAGGCCCGCGGGGUCGAGAGGCAGGUCGUCAAGAGGGGAGGGGUGUCUGCCUGA